AUGCUGGGCAACAUAGAGACCAGAGCCAAGCAAUCUGCACUUGCAUGCAUGUUGAGAGCCCGCCUCGAAUGCCACAUGUUUGCACACUGUCACAAUGAGUCUGAAAAGUGUUCCACUGCUCUUCCAACAGAUGUUCAGGUGGGAGAGAAGGGUUCUGGAUGCAACAUCUAUCCCGCUGCAUUGUGGAGGUCUGGAAGUGAUGAGAACCAUGUGGCCAACCAUACUGACAAGAGGCCAUACAAGAGUGAUGUCUGCCCUGCAGAGUUCAGCCUGAGCGGGAACACACAGCAGCAAAAGCAGACAGAUUCGUGCGAGAAACCAUACAAGUGUGAUGUCUGCCCUGCAAAGUUCAGCCGCAGUUGGUACGUACAGCGGCACAAGCGGGCACACACGGGCGAGAAACCAUACAAGUGUGAUGUCUGCCACGUAGAGUUCAGCCAGAGCGGGAUCCUACAGCAGCACAAGCGGACACACACGGGUGAGAAGCCGUAUAAGUGUGAUGUCUGCCUUGCGAAGUUCAGCCGCAGUUGGCACUUACAGCAGCACAAGCGGGCACACACGGGUGAGAAGCCAUACAAGUGCGAUGUCUGCCCUGCAGAGUUCAGCCGCAGUUGGUACCUACAGCAGCACAAGCGAGCACACACGGGUGAAAAGCCACACAAGUGCGAUGUCUGCCCUGCAGAGUUCAGCAAGCGCGGGAACCUACAGCGGCACAAGCGGACACACACGGGCGAGAAACCAUACAAGUGCAAUGUAUGCUGCGUAGAGUUCAGCCAGAGCGUGAUCCUACAGCAGCACAAGCGGACACACACGGGUGAGAAGCCAUACAAGUGCAAUGUUUGCCCUGCGAAGUUCAGUCAGAGCGGGCACCUACGGGUUCACAGGCAGACACACACGGGCGAGAAGCCAUACAAAUGCGAUGUCUGCCCUGCGGAGUUCAGCAGGGGCGGGAACCUAGAGCAGCACAAGUGGACACACACGGACUAG
Molecule: messenger RNA, 987 nt
Organism: Ornithodoros turicata
Lineage: Eukaryota; Metazoa; Arthropoda; Arachnida; Ixodida; Argasidae
Product: zinc finger protein 239-like
Exons: 1
Coding region: 1-987 (328 amino acids)
Biological process (GO): regulation of transcription by RNA polymerase II
Molecular function (GO): DNA-binding transcription factor activity, RNA polymerase II-specific; RNA polymerase II cis-regulatory region sequence-specific DNA binding
Source: RefSeq, a predicted model, not a curated record